This is a messenger RNA of Macadamia integrifolia, 1286 nucleotides long. Its product is annotated as 1,4-dihydroxy-2-naphthoyl-CoA thioesterase 1. NCBI's taxonomy places the organism in Eukaryota, Viridiplantae, Streptophyta, Magnoliopsida, Proteales, Proteaceae. Gene Ontology annotation, cellular component: peroxisome. Gene Ontology annotation, molecular function: 1,4-dihydroxy-2-naphthoyl-CoA thioesterase activity. The coding region runs from base 69 to 542 and encodes 157 amino acids. The record is from RefSeq and is a predicted model, not a curated record. Gene Ontology annotation, biological process: phylloquinone biosynthetic process. The transcript has 4 exons.
AACAAUAUAUAAAUCGAAGAAGUGGGGAGUGGGACGGAGGAGGGAAGGAAUUGAACAAUCAAGGAAGAAUGGCAGAGCAGACGAAGUUAAGGGGAGCAGCCGUGGACUUACCGUUAGAAAUAAUAGGAUUUGAGAUAGAGGAGCUGUCUCCGCAGAAGGUCGCCGGCCGCCUGAAAGUCACCCAAAAAUGUUGUCAGCCAUUUAAAGUGUUGCACGGGGGAGUGUCGGCACUGAUAGCAGAGUCGCUGGCGAGUAUAGGAGCCCACAUGGCGUCGGGGCUCAAGAGGAUCGCGGGGAUUCACCUCAGCAUCAAUCAUAUCAAGUCAGCUCAGCUGGGCGACUUGGUUCUUGCUGAAGCCCAACCCAUCAACGCUGGUAAAACCAUUCAGGUGUGGGAGGUACAACUGUGGAAGAUCAAUCCUUCCGACUCUGGAAGAAAAGACUUAAUAUCAUCAUCAAGGGUCACUCUGUUAUCCAAUCUGCCUGUGCCGGAGCACGCAAAAGAUGCCGGAGAUAAUCUAAAGAAAUGCUGUGAAAAAUGAAUUUUCUCAUCAAGUUGAUCAAGAGUAUCAAGAAGGAAGAAUGGACCAGGAGGUGGAAGAAGCUGAAAGAGAUCGAAAUGUUCUUUGAGUUCCAGUACCCUUCUCAAGAGGAGGAUGUUGUACAGUUGAUCAUAAAGUGUCUUCAAUUCGAUUAAAGCUACAUAAGUGCAAACGAUUCUCUCAACACAAAGGCAGCAAGAGGAAGAGGGUUAUCAUAGCAAUUCCAAGGAAUUUUGGUGGGAGAUGAAUUAAUCCCAUGUUAAGUUUGUCUCAAAUUCUUGAUCUGUUUUGAAGAUUGACUCAACCGAGAUAUUUUGGUGGUAAACCGAAUGAGAAGUUUUUCUGAGAACUGUGAUGGAAGCAGAGGAGUUAUAAUGUACUAUCAUCUUAGUUGCAACCCGAUGGGUCGACCCGCUACUUGGAGUAUAUAAUGUACUAUCGUUUUGUUGAGCAUGGUCAUUUUAAUUCGGGGAUUGUUUGAAUUAAGGUUUCAGGGUGAGUUUUAUCGCCGGUGUUUGGGUGUAAUCUUUCUUCUGCAUAGUGAAACAUCUUCUUCUUCACCCAAGGAUGUAGCACACCACAUCGGUGUGUAAACCUCAUUAAAUCUCUAUGUGUUGUGCAAUUUGUCUUGAUUUAUUUUCGUAUUUCUUGGUAUUUGUUCUAACAUCCUAAUGGAUGUCAAGGAUCCUUUCCCCACCUGUGCCACUCUUUUCUUUGUUGCAAGUCAGAUAAGUGUCAGGUAAA